UAUAGCAACAAACACCAAACAACAAUGGGAAGACCAAGUGUUUCAUCUUCUUCAUCAAUUGAUAGCAGUAGUCAUCCUAAUUACUCCGUUUCUUCAUCAUCCUCUGCAUCUUCUUCCAAAAUAGAUCUUAGCACUGAUUUACGUCUUGGCUUAAGCAUUUCAUCUUCUUCAUCAAGGGAUCAUGAACAACCCAAUUGGCCGCCGAUAAAAAGGUCUAUGAGAAAUACAUUAGCAGAGAAAGGAAGCAACAGACCAACUUUCUAUGUGAAAGUGUAUUUAGAUGGGAUUCCAAUUGGAAGAAAGCUUGAUCUGUUUGCUCAUAAUGGUUAUAUUAACCUUAUAAGGACUCUUUCUCACAUGUUCCUAACCACCAUUAUCUACCCUGGUGUAGAUCGAGUACAUUCUGAUCAUGAAGAUUAUCACGUAUUAACUUACGAAGAUAAAGAAGGUGAUUGGAUGAUGGUGGGAGAUGUUCCUUGGGAUAUGUUCUUAACAACCGUGAAGAGACUGAAGAUCACAAGGUCAAACCAAUGUUGAUUAAGCUAGUUUGCACCUCUCUCUGUACAGUUUGAUGUUGUUGGAUGAGACUUAUUGUCAGCAACAAGAUCGGAAACAAUUAGAUAUAUGCAAUGUUGUUCCAUAUGCUCAUAUGGAACAUAUAUAUUAUAUAGAGAUGUACAAAAUACAGAACAAAGAUCUUACAGUAUAAAUUUUGGUUUUGAUUUCUUU
Molecule: messenger RNA, 729 nt
Organism: Papaver somniferum (opium poppy)
Lineage: Eukaryota; Viridiplantae; Streptophyta; Magnoliopsida; Ranunculales; Papaveraceae
Product: auxin-responsive protein IAA31-like
Exons: 4
Coding region: 25-537 (170 amino acids)
Biological process (GO): regulation of DNA-templated transcription
Cellular component (GO): nucleus
Molecular function (GO): protein binding
Source: RefSeq, a predicted model, not a curated record